Messenger RNA from Spea bombifrons (plains spadefoot toad), 1741 nucleotides. Its product is annotated as FYN-binding protein 1-like. Gene Ontology annotation, molecular function: protein binding. The record is from RefSeq and is a predicted model, not a curated record. Bases 32 to 1741 code for a protein of 569 amino acids. NCBI's taxonomy places the organism in Eukaryota, Metazoa, Chordata, Amphibia, Anura, Pelobatidae. Gene Ontology annotation, biological process: protein localization to plasma membrane; integrin-mediated signaling pathway. Gene Ontology annotation, cellular component: plasma membrane. The transcript has 15 exons.
AUAAAGCUAACAAGAAAUUUUCUGACGUAAUAUGGCGAAAAAUGAAGACUUUAGAAGUAGACGGUGCAGAUUUCAAAUGGGUAUUGAAGAUGAUAAAGAGAAGAUAAAAGCGCCUCAUGGAAUGAAGCCUGCUAUUCCAGCAAAACCUAUUAUUGGUUAUUCUACUGAUCGAUUCUUCAAAAAACCUAUACCAAAAGCAACCUCUUCCCCAGAAUUACCAGUAAUUUCAAACGUAAAGAAAAGUGGAAAUAUUACAAAUUCAGACCAGACUUUAUCAUUCGGAAAUAAAUCCAUAAGCAACCUAGAAACAAUGGACACAUGUUCUAUAGAAAAUAUGUUUAACAAACCUGUCAUUGCCAUAAAAUCAAUUGCUCCAAAACCUCACACAAACAUUGUUUUUAAAAGAAAUGCCACAGACAUUUCAUCAAAAAUUCCACCAAAUAUCAACAAGCUUGAUGCUGAGGAAUGUAAAAGUAUUCCAAAGUUAAAACUUUUACCUAGUAAAACUGUCCUUGGCCAAAGACCAAAAAAACCUGCACGACCUCUGUUUGUGGAUUUCAAAAAACUUGAAGAAUCAGAUGACAGUGAUACAUAUAUUGUAAUGAAAAGUAACCCAGAUUGUUUAAAACAGACGAUUCCUAGAUUAUCUACAUCCCAGCCAAACCUUGUAACCUCCUCUCCAUUACAUAAGUCUUUGAAGUCAACAGGAGAGGAAGAGGAGGUGUAUGAAAAUAUAUUAAAUUUCUGUUCUGUGAAGAAAGAAAAAUCGGCUUCAUUGCAGAAUUGUGUAAUACCAGAAACUUCCCAAACAGAUGCAGAGGAAAUUUAUGAUGAUGUUGAAUCACUUUCAGAGAAAGUAAAACCACCCACUGAAAAUUCAAGUUCUAAAGCUGAACUAAAUAUUUUAAUAACCAACUGGCGAAAUGACAAAAACCUGAAAAAAAUGGAAAGACUAGAGAAGGAAUUUAGAAAGAAAUUCCAGUUUCAUGGAGAAAUUAAGGUUCUAACUCGAAUGAUGGCUGACCCCAAUGCCAUUGUCCAUAAACCAGGAGAAAAAGACCUUCCUUACACAAGAGGAGAAAUUCUAGAUGUUAUUCAACUAACAAAUACAGACAAAAUAUUAUGCCGUAACUUUGAAGGGAAAUUUGGCUAUGUACCCAGAAAGGCUGUACUUAAGCUAGAGAAAAGUAUGCAGAGUACUAUUGAUGCUGCUGAUGAAAUAUAUGAUGACACAGAGCUGAUUUCCACCACGUUCCCUGCUGUACCUUCUAAACAAAGAUUUCAGCAAAGCUAUGUCACAAGAUUGUUUCAAAGAAAUCCAAGUCAGUUAAGAGGGAAGAGCAUACCCGGCAUGCAAAGAAAAGACAACUUCAAAAAAUCACAAAAUGAAGAAAAAGAAAUGAAGAAGAAAUUUAAGAUUGAAGGAGAAAUUCAAGUUCUGACUCGCAUGAUGGUUGUUCCAAGUGCUGGCAAUAAGAGAGGAGGAGGAAAAGAUCUGCCAAUCAACAAAGGAGAAAUCCUAGAAGUGAUUCAGUUCACAAAUCAAGAAAAAAUACUGUGUAGAAAUAGUAAAGGAAAAUAUGGUUAUGUUAAAAGAAGAUAUGUUUUAGAACCUGAAAAGGAAAUCUAUGAUGAUGUUGACAUCAUAAGUAUGUAUAUGAAUAAUUUCUACAUUCUCACUUUUAAAAUGUUGUUUGUCUUUUAUUUCACUUACAAGCAAUGCAUUUUGCAGUGCCUGUGA